Messenger RNA from Chelmon rostratus (copperband butterflyfish), 2934 nucleotides. RefSeq names its product glycerol-3-phosphate acyltransferase 4. The coding region runs from base 928 to 2301 and encodes 457 amino acids. The record is from RefSeq and is a predicted model, not a curated record. NCBI's taxonomy places the organism in Eukaryota, Metazoa, Chordata, Actinopteri, Chaetodontiformes, Chaetodontidae. Gene Ontology annotation, biological process: triglyceride biosynthetic process. Gene Ontology annotation, cellular component: endoplasmic reticulum. The transcript is spliced from 13 exons. Gene Ontology annotation, molecular function: glycerol-3-phosphate O-acyltransferase activity.
AGGCCACAAGCUAACUUUAGACUUUUAAAUCGUCCGCGUGAGAACAGGAGUGUUGAGGCUCGCGACCCACCGCCAGCUUAGGUUGUGCUUCUGAUUAAUUACCUUUUUUGUGGGGGUUAACAAGAUGCUAAAUUAUCCAAGCAAGCGUCGGCUGGUAACCUUUUGUAGUGAUGAGGCGAGCUAACCCAGUGUGGUUUUCCUCGGGAUGGAGUCGCUCGUUAGCCGUCCUGCUGCAUCAUCAGAGGGGAUGAGGACGGAGGGCCUCUAACGUUAUCUCUGCACCGUGGAUGAUAACAGUAACGCUAUCUUAUAAACUUGUCUGUCCCUUCACGGAAAAGGGACACAUGACCACUAAUCAACCUUUCCCAUGAUUAGAGGCAUCCGUUUGUUUUCAUCAAAGACAGAGGCUAGCGUUAACUUUGUUCACCGGCAUUUAAAAAGCUACACAGAGAUCUGUGUGACACUGAGCUGCGGAGCCCCAGACCAGAGGAAACCACCUGCUGUGCCCAGUUGUUCUCGUUUCGUUGUUUACAUCUCUCUGACCAGCGGGAAGAUUUGCUCUAAUAGCAAAAGAACAUCUGCAGCAAGGGCCUGCUGUCAAUUCAUCCCAGCCGCUUUAAAGACCUGACCUUCCUUGUCCUGGAAUUGAAUGCAGCUGAGAUUCAGAAGCAGAUUGAUUGGGGGAAUAAUGAAAUUCACUGAUAUCGCCCAAGAGGGCAGCCUCAAGAUGGUCACUUAUACUUGCAUUGAUUCUCUGUUCAAUGUGAGGAGAAGCUCCAUCCCCUAGUUAUCUUGAUGAAGGCCUUUUUCUGACAAAAGAUAAGGGCCACUUGGGGCCAGGAGGUGGAGGGCUGUUCCUCCGCUGCCAUCUGCUCUGCCCUCUGAUUUCAACUGUUCAAUAGAGUUCAUCGCCCUCCUGACGUCAAGAUGGAGCUCUUCUUCAACCCUUUCGACAACUUGGUGUGCAUCCUGCUGGGCAUCUCCUUCACCGUGUGGUUCACCCUGCUGCUGGUCUUCAUUAUCGUACCUGCCAUCUUUGGGGUGUCCUUCGGCAUCCGACGUCUUUACAUGAAAACCUUGUUAAAGAUCUUUGAGUGGGCCACACUUAGGAUAGAGAGAGGAGCCAAAGAAAAGAAUCACCCCUUGUACAAACCCUACUCAAAUGCUAUCAUUGCCAAGGAGCCCACCUCUUUGGAGGAGGAAAUCAAGGAGAUCCGGCGGAGCGGCAGCAACAGAGACUUGGACUCAUCCCCUGAGUUUGAGAUGUCCGACAUCUUCUAUUUUGCUCGGAGAGGAGUGGAGAGCAUCAUGGAUGAUGAAGUGACCAAGAGGUUCUCUGCUGAGGAGUUGGAGUCCUGGAAUCUGUUGACCCGCAGCAACAACAACUUCCACUACAUCAGCCUGAGGCUGACCGUCCUAUGGGGGCUGGGCCUGCUGAUCCGCUACGGCUUCCUGCUGCCUCUCAGGGUAACACUUGCCUUCACUGGUGUGGGCCUCCUUGUGUUCCUCACCUCUGUUGUUGGACUUCUGCCAAACGGAAGGGCUAAAAACUUUCUGAGUGAGAAAGUCCAUUUGAUGUGCUACAGAAUAUGUGUCAGAGCUCUGACUGCCAUUAUAACCUACCAUGACAGUGAAAAUAAACCCAAGAAUGGAGGAAUCUGUGUCGCCAACCACACCUCGCCCAUUGAUGUCAUCAUCUUGGCCAGUGACGGCUGCUAUGCUAUGGUUGGCCAAAUUCAUGGUGGCUUGAUGGGGGUCAUCCAAAGAUCCAUGGUCAAGGCCUGCCCACAUGUCUGGUUCGAACGCUCAGAAGUCAAAGACAGACAUCUAGUGGCCAAAAGAUUGAGCGAUCAUGUAGAAGAUAAAUCUAAACUGCCCAUUCUCAUUUUCCCAGAAGGCACCUGCAUCAACAACACAUCAGUUAUGAUGUUUAAGAAGGGCAGUUUUGAGAUUGGUGCCACAGUCUACCCUGUGGCCAUUAAGUAUGAUCCCCGAUUUGGAGACGCCUUCUGGAAUAGCAGCAAGUUUGGAAUGGUCAACUACCUGUUGCGUAUGAUGAGCAGCUGGGCCAUCGUCUGCAGCGUGUGGUACCUUCCUCCCAUGUCUAGAGAGGAGGGUGAGGAUGCUGUACAGUUUGCCAAUCGUGUGAAGGCAGCCAUAGCCAGGCAAGGCGGACUGGUCGACCUCUUGUGGGAUGGAGGAUUGAAGCGAGGAAAGGUAAAAGAUACCUUCAAAGAAGAGCAGCAGAAGCUGUACAGUAAAAUGCUGGUGGGCACCCAAGAGGACCGCAGUCGCUCCUGAAGGACCUCUGUGGAGGUGGACUGGCUCAGAAACCCACUCGAGUGCCUCUGACUAAAUAGGCAGUCAGCAGGGCUCUCUUCCUCUCUACUGGAGCUCCCAGACUGGAAAAUUCCCUCUCUGAUGUCAACAGUACUCCAUUUGGCUUCCUCGGUCACUGCCUCAGCUUGGCAUGUUCAGUUUGCAUCGCUGUUACGGGUCAUUCCGAGUCUGCUGCCCUUUGUUGGAAUGGCUCGACCGAAGCCUCGCUUUUGUUAGAACGAAAGCAAGGUGCGCACAGUAAAGGAGCGUCGUCUUCCCUGUCGGCAGUCUUUUGAGGGACAACAUGUAUUAUUAUCUAUCAUUUCUGUCUUUGUUUGAUAUUUUAAACUUUUUAAUUUUCAUUUUACAGUCAUGUUUGUAUCACAUGGUUUUAAAGUUACAGACCUGAGUAUACCUGGGAUGUAGAGGAGAGUUAUUGUAGAUAAAAACUAGUUUGUUCUAAAGCUAAAACCUGUGGCUGAGUUGGGGUUUUGCAUGACUGGCUCGUUCCCAUGAUUUAGCACACAAUGCCAGAUUUUGUUACAUUUCAGAUAUUUUUAUGGGCUUUUUUCAAGAGAAAAAAAGCUUUGUGUUUAACAUUAAGACUUAUAUCAA